AUGCCCUCUCAACGGUGGACUCAAAUCAACCAGGGGCCAGAUCGCGACUCAUUGGAGCUCGCGUCGUUGGCCUCGUCACACUCGGACGGUAACGAGGUCCAUUCACCUUCCUCCUCACGCAACCUGUCCCCCUGGGACUCGCCCAUUGGUUCUGAUUUUGGAGACGACAGAGAGCCGCUACAUGAGCGUACAGAGAGUGGUCACACGGUGGAGUCAUUCCAGCUGCAGCAGAGCACGGAUGUCGGCCCGCAACAGGCUCUGGACAAGCAGAAAUCGCUCACGUAUUUCAACUGUCUGGCGCUGGUGAUGGGUUUGCAAGUCGGAUCGGGCAUCUUCUCGUCGCCAGGAACAGUUGAUCACAAUGCCGGGUCAAUUGGCUCGGCGAUCAUCGUUUGGGCGGUCGCCGGAGUGCUCGCCUGGACUGGAGCCUGCUCAUACACCGAACUGGGCUCCACUAUCCCUCUGAACGGUUCGUCGCAGGCGUACCUCAACUACGUUUUUGGGUCUCUAGCCGGUUUUCUGUUUGCGUGGGCAGCUCUUAUGGUGCUCAAGCCGGGAAGUGCAGCCAUCAUUGCUCUCGUGUUUGGUGAAUACGUGGUCAAAAUGUGUAUUGGCACAGACACGCCUGCUCCCUUUUGGGCUGUCACUCUGGCAGCUCUGGGCGGACUGGCAUUUGUGACCGGCCUCAACUGCUUCAGCACCAAGAGCAGCACCCGGGCUGGAAACGGCUUUCUGGUUCUCAAACUGGGUCUUCUGCUGCUCAUUUUCAUUGUCGGAAUCGUAGGAGUGGCCAAAAAAGAGACCCGGAGUGCCCAAAUCAGCGAAAACUGGUUCAACGGUGCAUCCACGAAACUCGGCAACUACGCCGUUGCUCUGAUUGCCGGAGUCUGGGCCUACGACGGAUGGGACAAUGUCAACUACGUGACGUCGGAAAUGAAGAACUUUCGAAGAGACCUGCCACGUGUCAUCCACACGGCGAUGCCAGUGGUCAUCUUCUGCUACCUGCUGGUCAACCUGGCCUACUUCAUGGUGCUGGACAAGGAAGAGGUGCGGUCCACCCAAACGGUGGCUGUGCUGCUGGCAGGACGGGUGAUGGGACGUGCAGGAGAAAUCAUCGUCUCCUUGUUGAUUGCGCUAUCGUGUCUUGGCGCGCUCAAUGCCACAACCUUUACUGCUGGCCGGUUGGCGUAUGCAUCUGCUCAGGAGGGACACUUACCUAAACUGUUUUCCCGAUUAAGCGCCCGAAACACCCCCAUCUACUGCAUUUUGAUGGAGUGUACCUUGGCGGCUGUCUUCAUCUUUUUUGGCGGCUUUGAGUCGCUGGUCAUGUUCUACGGAGUGUCUUCGUAUCUCUUCUACUUUGUGACCGUGGCUUCCGUCUUGGUGUUGCGGUUCAGAGAACCCGAGCUUGAUAGACCGUAUAAGACAUUUCUCACCACGCCAAUCAUUUUCUGCUCGGUUGCACUGUUUCUUAUUUCCUACGGCUUCUUUGAGAAGCCCAGACAAGCUCUCUUGUCGCUUUUGUUUAUUGGUUCAGGAAUUCCCGUUUACUUUUUGCGUCAUUAUGGAUACAUGGGCGUGAGCGAGCCGAGAGCAUGA
Yarrowia lipolytica CLIB122 is the source of this 1599-nucleotide messenger RNA. RefSeq lists its product as uncharacterized. Gene Ontology annotation, cellular component: membrane. The record is from RefSeq and is a predicted model, not a curated record. Gene Ontology annotation, biological process: amino acid transmembrane transport. NCBI's taxonomy places the organism in Eukaryota, Fungi, Ascomycota, Dipodascomycetes, Dipodascales. Gene Ontology annotation, molecular function: L-amino acid transmembrane transporter activity.